AAGAGAUCAUAAGAUGAAUAGAAAGUUCAUCGACUGACAUAAUUUUCAUUUUCCAAAAUUACUACUAAAUACGGAAGUUAGACAUGGAUGUACCGAUUAUGAAACGAGUUUAAUCUACACACUUCAAUUAUUGAUAUUUUUGAUAAUUCAUUUCUGUAGUUGACUUUGAUAACUCGUAUGGCGGACAAAAAUAGCAAUACAUUUCUAUUCCAUGCUCAGCUUUGCGGUAGUAGAAGAUUCGAUCUGAUUAUAAAAUGGCCGACUCAUCUAACCGUAGACGUGUUGUAUAUGUUGAUUGUUGACAAAUCAUCAGGAGGAAGCGUGACAAUUUUCUUAAAUCCAUCAGAAAAGAAAUUCUGUUCUUCACUUGAAUUUUCUCCUGAGUCAUCAAAGUACGAUAUUUGUAUCUACGGCCUUACAGUAAAAGAGACCGAUGAUGGAAGGUUUUAUCAACUGUGUAGUCAUUCGAAGAGGAAAUUAGAAGACUUGCAAGUUGCAGAUACAGAGAUCUCUAAUGUUACAAUGAGCUUUGAAAUGAAAGAAACUAGAGUAGUCGAAUUGCCUAUGAAACGCAAUAUAAAGAAGCCAAUGAAUGUGACAGUUCUACGUUGUCCACCAGCUACCUAUUCGAUAUACCAGUCAGACAGCCAAUCUAGCGAGGGUUUCACACAUGUAUUAUUCUUAAAGCAACCGAAUCAAACUUUUGUUUUUAUACUGAAUUCAUUUAAAUUAACAUUUUUAUUGCCACUAACUUUGGAAUCAGGGACAUGGACUGAAAUUCAGAUGAUGCGUUUGUCUCAGCAGAAAUGUAGGACGAAUAAGCACAUGAUAGCCGCAACAGUUAACCACAGCCACGUGAUAUCUUUUAAAACAUAUUUAUCGUUAGAUGAUUACAAGCAGUUAUAUAUAUUAGCUCUAGGAUACCUAUUUAGUAAGACUUCAAGUGCACAACAAUGUAAACCGAUAGAAUUUUUCUAUAGGAAUAAAAGCGAACAAUAUUAUAAGGACAUUUUGAAAUCUGCAUCGGGAGAAAUGAUACCUUAUAUUAAAGACAAUAAUGGCGACCAAGGCUCUAUUAUUAAUGGUGCUAUUAACGGUCUGUUUUAUAGUACCUUGUUGAGUUCAAGUUCUAAACCACCUCCUAUAUCAUUUUAUGGACCUGUUCGACUUCAUCUAAAGGCAAACAUUAUGUUCUCUGAGAAUUGUAAUAUAUAUUUCUCGGAUUUCUAUUGCCACUAUCAACAGCAUUAUGUAACAAUUGUGUUGACACAUAAAGGAUCUCAAGAAGACAUUUUCUGUAAUCAGUUUUUACUACAGAUGGAUAAAUUUAACAAUCCGUUUAUGAAAAUUACUAGAAAUAUAAAUGGACUAAAUGUUGUCAUGGCUACAAUGGCUGUUGUAGUAGAGGUGUUUUAUACAGAGAUCGUUAAUGUUCGAUCUUUGCUACAGUGGGGACAUGGUUAUAUAAGUAAAACAGUCUUGAUGGGGCGUGGUAGAAGUAAACCGGAAGGAAUUCCAAAGAAUGAAAAUUGUGACAAAUGUAAUUUAUCUUAUAAGAAAUGAUUCCGAAAUGUUUGACGUUUUCAUAUUUGUAAGACAUGCGAUUUAGAUAUACGUCUGCAGCUAACCUCAUUUUAAAUAGGAAUACAUAUAUAUGCUGUGUUUUUUUUCUAAGGUACAAAAUGAAAUAUCCAGCUGUAAGAAAGAUUCUCAGUGAAAUUGUUGUAGACAGCUAUUGUUGUUUUCCCGAGUUUUUAAAAUCAUAUCAAACACUUUGAUAUAGCUUUCAUUGACAUUAAAAACAGUCAGUCGGUGACAUAAAUGAACUUUAUUGAACAACUACAAAGCAAAACUCAAUUGGUCGAUACACAUUGUAAAUUAUAGAGAAGUCUUUUUGUAAUUGGAAAUACAAUAUUCAUUGUUUCUGAAUUACAUGCAUCAAAACUAUCAUUGCAAGCCAAUUUGUAUCUUUCAAUGGUCUUCAAAAACUACAACAAUUACAUCUUGAUAUGAGAUUUUGCCAUGCAAUUGCUACCAAAUUCAGAAGAAGAAAAAAAGUUUGAGAUUGUUUGUGAGUCAGAUUCUUAAUUUUUUAAACAGUAAAUAUCUUUAUAUUUGAGAAACAGAAAAAAAUCUUGUUCCACAAGAACAGGUAAUACUUAAAUAUACAGUAAUUUUAACCAUACUAUGAAAUCAAAAUGUAAUCAAACAAUGAUAAAUAUAAAAUAAAAUAUACAUCACAUUUUAAGAUAUAUACAUGAUAAAACAAAAUAGAACAAAAUACACACAACUUUUAUCUAAACAACUGUACCCGUCUUACUCUUUUUACACAACGAGCAUGCAAAAAUAACAGCAGCAAUCUAAAAUAAAGAACAGCGGUCAAAUAAAUUAAAUUUAUUUAUUGGUUUAGAUCAAAAUACAGGACCGUCACAAAGCCAUCUAAAUUUUGAUACCAGAAAAUAUGUGUCAUUCCAAAGUAUGUGUAU
Molecule: messenger RNA, 2486 nt
Organism: Mytilus trossulus (common blue mussel)
Lineage: Eukaryota; Metazoa; Mollusca; Bivalvia; Mytilida; Mytilidae
Product: phytanoyl-CoA hydroxylase interacting protein-like
Exons: 5
Coding region: 178-1563 (461 amino acids)
Cellular component (GO): cytoplasm
Source: RefSeq, a predicted model, not a curated record